UUUGUAUCAGAUUUGUCGCAAUAUGAAAUUGAUCGAUUAGGAUAUUUUAAGAAUCUUCUUUAUCUUCAUCUCGUACUAUGAUGCUAGUCACAAAGGCGGCGAGCUAGCAGAAUCGUUAGCGUGCCGGACAAAAUGUUAAGCGAUAUUUUUUCCGGUUCUUUACGUUCUGAGUUCAAAUUCUGCCGCGGUUGAUUUUGCCUUUCGGAGUGUCGAUAAAGUGAAUACUUGCUAAGCAUUGGAGUCGAUGUAAUCGACUUUUGUGCCAAAAUUUGAAACCAUUAUCAUGCUAUUCAAAACAGUACUUUUGGAGGAAAACCAACCUUCCCUUUAGUAGGGUUCCAUUCAACAUGAUCAAUAAAAGCGGUUGUUUAACUAUUUUUAUAGUUGUUUGCUAUUUGGCCAAUGUUGGAGUAUUUUCCUUUAAUUAUCGCGAUGGUAAACCACUGUUCCCCUGGUGUCUUGAUUUGUCAAAAUCUUACUGCGGAAUUCAAUGUCUCCAGAGUGGAUUUGCUACAGAUGGACGAACUGGAUGUCCGAUCUGCCGCUGUCGAAAGCGUUGCGAGGAAGUUUCAUGUAACCCCGGUCAUACGUGCAAGGUAGAAACAGAAUCAAGAAAAUGUCCUUCAGGCGUGUGCAAGACGGAGGUGGCCAAAUGUAUUCCUGCCGGAAGUCCCGGUCAUGUGGAGAAUAUUUGUGAAACCGGUACACCGAAUGACUAUUGUUUCGGUAAGGUUUCACCCGUCGUCAACUGUGUUGGUGAUUAUAAAUGCGUCAUUCAUCCGAACAACAACUACGGGCUUUGUUGCUUGAAACCCGCAGCAUCCACGUUCAGCAAUGCCCCAUUAUGUGAACAACCUCAAAAAGUGGGAUUAUGUCGCGCCCGAUUGCUGCGGUAUUUCUUCAACAGUAAAACAGGCCAUUGUGAAAUAUUUUCAUAUUCUGGUUGUCAAGGAAACGCGAACAAUUUCGAAAAUAAAGAAGAAUGCGAACUAUCUUGCCGUAAUUAUUGUGCCAUGCGGCCAGAGCCUGGUUUCUGUUUGGCUAAAAUGACCAGAUUUUAUUAUGACCGAACUUAUGGAACUUGUCGUAUGUUCCAGUAUGGUGGAUGUGGUGGCAACGGUAAUAACUUCUAUACGAAGAGAGAUUGCUUGAAUUACUGUUCUUCAAGAGGACCUGUAUAUGAUUAUCAAACUCGCAAUUGAAAAUCUAAUCAAUGUAAACAUGAAUAUUUGAUAACUUCGAUUUACUUGAAUUUUCCAUAAGCAUAUUAUUAUUUUUAUUUGCAUUAUUUCCUUGCGCUCUUUAAUACUCUGAGGUAAAUUUUUAUAUCCAUCUUUCAAUGUCCAUUUGUGUAUUUUUUGCAUUAUUAAAAAUAGUCGAUAUUACUGA
Molecule: messenger RNA, 1389 nt
Organism: Octopus bimaculoides (California two-spot octopus)
Lineage: Eukaryota; Metazoa; Mollusca; Cephalopoda; Octopoda; Octopodidae
Molecular function (GO): serine-type endopeptidase inhibitor activity
Source: RefSeq, a predicted model, not a curated record